Hermetia illucens (black soldier fly) is the source of this 872-nucleotide messenger RNA. It is a transcript of the gene mRpL16, whose product is annotated as 39S ribosomal protein L16, mitochondrial. The transcript is spliced from 3 exons. Gene Ontology annotation, cellular component: mitochondrial large ribosomal subunit; ribosome. Gene Ontology annotation, molecular function: rRNA binding; structural constituent of ribosome. The record is from RefSeq and is a predicted model, not a curated record. NCBI's taxonomy places the organism in Eukaryota, Metazoa, Arthropoda, Insecta, Diptera, Stratiomyidae. Bases 113 to 838 code for a protein of 241 amino acids. Gene Ontology annotation, biological process: mitochondrial translation.
UUCUCCUCAAGAUGUGAGAUAGGUUGGGAAGGUAAGAAAGAUUUAAACUGUCAGCUGAUCACAGUUUGGGAUCCUCUGUUAUUUUGUAAUCAUUGGAUGACAACUGCUAGCCAUGCUUCUCCGGCACUGUGAGAAACUCCUUAAAGGAGUUGCUUUUAACCCAUUAUGCAGCAUUCAAAGUGUCGGACUGAAGUAUUUUGCGCCUCCAAUCAACUACGACCAUGUCGAACCCGCGGAACGUCCGAAGCUGCGAAUGUUUGAGAAGGUACCACAAUAUCCACCGAAUCUUCGACCGCCAAAGAUGCAGAAGAAGUUACGGUUCAUGCGAGGACCAGAACUCGUCCACAACACCCUCUUACACAAGCAGUACGGAAUUAUCGCUACCGGCGGUGGUCGUCUUCGUUGGGGCCACCUCGAAAUGUUACGUUUAACAAUUGGUCGCAAAAUGGAUACAAAUCGAAUGUUCGCAAUUUGGCGAGUACAAGCCCCUUGGCAGCCGGUUACAAAGAAAGGUCAAGGGCAGAGAAUGGGUGGCGGAAAGGGAUCCAUCGAUCAUUACGUGACACCCGUGAAAGCGGGUCGCGUGAUACUUGAAGUAGGCGGGAAAUGCGAAUAUGCUGAAGUGAAAGGGUUCCUUGAGAAUGUAGCUGCAAAAUUGCCUUUCAAAGCGAUGGCAGUUUCACAGGAAAUGCUCGAUCAGAUGAAAGCCGAAGAAGAACGUAGAGAGGAAGAAAACAUUAAUCCUUUCACUAUGAAAUAUGUAAUCCAAAAUAAUUUAAGUGGAUGUCAUAAGUGGGUAUCGCCUGUCGACUAUAAAUGGUUUGGAAAGUAUCAUUAGCCUAAUUUAGUAAAUAAAUUGUGUAAAUUAUGAA